Argiope bruennichi is the source of this 1347-nucleotide messenger RNA. RefSeq names its product tRNA (adenine(58)-N(1))-methyltransferase non-catalytic subunit TRM6-like (gene Trmt6). Gene Ontology annotation, biological process: tRNA methylation. The transcript has a single exon. The record is from RefSeq and is a predicted model, not a curated record. Lineage: Eukaryota; Metazoa; Arthropoda; Arachnida; Araneae; Araneidae. Bases 25 to 1299 code for a protein of 424 amino acids. Gene Ontology annotation, cellular component: nucleus; tRNA (m1A) methyltransferase complex.
CAAGUCAGCCAUUGAAACACGUGCAUGAAUCGUAGCCGUGGUGUUUGUGUUGAGACUGUGUAUUCAUACAUCAUGGCUUCAGGCAAUAAUGAUAGUAAUAUUAUCAGAGAAGGAAAUUUUGUAAUUGUUAAAACUGAAGCCAUUCUAAGGCUAGUGGAAUUGAAAAACAAUAAACCACAAUAUCUCGGUAAGCGUAAAGCGCGUUUUUUUGCUGCUGUAGGUCAUCCGUAUGGGUCAUUUUUCGAAAUAAAAUCCGAUGGUUCGUUGAUAAAAUUAGAGAAACCUGUUGAGAAUUUGCUCCUUAAAGUGGAUGAUGAUGGGGAAGCAAAAGACAAUCGCUCAUUGACUGAUACCGGCGAGUCGCAGAAAUUGACUACGAGUGACAUUGAGGCUUUCAAGAAACAGGGACUCUCCGGACAAGAAAUGGUGAUAAAAAUCGUCGAGAAUAGCAGUUCAUUUCAAGAUAAAACAGCUUUCGCGAAAGAGAAAUAUCUACGUAAAAAGCAAAAGAAGUAUUUGAACUAUGUCCAGUUGCUUAAACCGAACAUCCGACUUCUUGCAGAAAUGUAUUACAUGCAAGGACCCCUCAAAAUUUGUAAUUUGCGAAUUGAUUCUUUGUCUCAAAUGCUUGCUUUCUGUAAUGUAAUGUCUGGUGGUAAAUUUAUGAUUAUGGAUACUGUUAAUGGUUUGUUAACAGCAUCUGUACUGGAGCGAUUAGGUUCUGAAGGAUGUGCUGUUCAGUUACAUUUGGGUCCUUUUUCCAUUCAUUGUUAUCAUCAAGUAAUCAGAGCUCUUAAUAUUACUUCAGAUGUUUUGCAAACACUUCUUUAUAACAUUAAUGUAAGAAAUGCACUGUCUUUACUAGAAGAAAAUAAAAUAGAAGAUGAUGAUGCCAUGUUGGUUGAUCCUCAGGAAAACAGUGCUAUUCAGACUGAUUCUUCAAAAGACAGAAUUGCCAAAACAGAGAAGAAAGAUCAUAUUAAAAAGGUUAAAGAACUUCUAAACCAUAAGAAUAUGGAUAGUUUAUUGAUUGCUGUGAAAAACCAUCCUUUAAGUGUAUUACAGUUACUAGAUUUCCUUUCUUUUUCAAGACCUUUUGCUAUCUUUUCCAUGUUUCAAGAACCACUGGUGGACUGUUACGUAAAACUGAAGUCAAGAGGCGAUAUCAUAUCUCUUAAUAUUAGUGAAACUUGGCUUCGUAAAUAUCAAGUACUCCCUGAAAGAACUCAUCCAUGCUAUCAAAUGUCGGGACAUGGUGGCUUUUUGUUAACUGGCAUUAAAGUUGCUCCAAAGCAGUGAAAUUGUAAUUUUUGUUUGAAUGCAAAUAAAAUUUGUUUGUUACUUUUA